GGUAUAAAAGGCAAUGGCACAGAAAAUAGUUCACUCCUCGGGUUCACUCCUGAAGCAAACCUCUUCUUCACACCAUGAAGCUCAAGUCUGUCACAGAAAGCUUCGCCCGAGUGAUCCACGGCUUGACAGCGGGCCACCUGACGGAUCGUGUGGUUCAGAGGAGCAAGAGGAUGAUUCUGGACACCCUGGGCGUCGGGUUCCUGGGCACCGGGACAGAGGUGUUUCACAAAGCCAGCGAAUACAGUAAAAUCUACAGCUCCAACGUAUCCAGCACUGUUUGGGGCCAGCCAGCCUUCAGGCUCCCACCAACGUACGCGGCUUUUGUCAAUGGCGUGGCUAUUCACUCAAUGGAUUUUGAUGACACGUGGCAUCCUGCUACCCACCCUUCUGGAGCUGUCCUUCCCGUCCUCACGGCCUUAUCAGAAGCCCUACCUCCAAGUCCAAAGUUGUCUGGCCUUGACCUACUGCUUGCUUUCAAUGUUGGGAUUGAGGUGCAAGGCCGAUUACUGGAUUUCUCCAAGGAAGCCAGUGACAUACCAAAAAGGUUCCACCCCCCUUCAGUGGUAGGAACUUUGGGCAGUGCUGCUGCCGCAUCCAAGAUUUUAGGGCUCAGCAUGACAGAGUGCCAGGAGGCCUUGGCUAUUGCUGUUUCUCACGCCGGGGCGCCCAUGGCAAAUGCUGCCACUCAGACCAAGCCUCUUCACAUGGCCAAUGCUGCCAGGCAUGGGAUCGAAGCUGUGUUCCUGGCAAUGCUGGGUCUCCAAGGAAACAAGCAGGUCUUGGACAUGCAGACUGGAUUCGGGGCCUUCUAUGCCAACUAUUCCCCCAAAGUCCUUCCAAACCUAGAUUCUUACCCUUGGCUCCUGGACCGGCAGGAUGUGGCUUUCAAGAGCUUCCCUUCACACUUAGCCACCCACUGGGUGGCAGACGCAGCUGCAUCCGUGAGAAAGCACCUUGUAACAGACAGAGCCGUGCUUCCCACUGACCGCAUCGAGAGAAUCGUGCUCAGAAUUCCAGAUGUCCAGUAUGUAAACCGGCCUUUCCCAGACUCGGAGCACGAAGCCCGUCACUCCUUCCAGUACAUGGCCUGUGCCAUGCUGCUUGAUGGCAGCAUCACUGUCCCAUCAUUCCACAGAUGCCAGAUCCACAGGCCACAGGUGAGAGAGUUGCUUCGUAAGGUGGAGCUGGAGCACCCUCACGACAACCUGCCAAACUUCAACACAUUAUACUGUGAGAUAAGUGUUACCCUCAAGGAUGGAGCCACCUUCACGGAGCGCUGUGAUACCUUCUAUGGUCACUGGCGGAAGCCACUGAGCCAGAAGGACCUACAGGCCAAGUUCAGAGCCAAUGCCGCCAGGGCACUGUCCUGUGAUACAGUAGAAAGACUUAUAGAGGUAGUGGACAACCUGGAAGAUCUCGAGGACUGUUCUGUGUUAACCACACUUCUGAAAGAACCCUCCCCAUCAGAGAUGGCUUCCCAGCCUAUCGAGCACUUAACACUUUCAUAACACAGUCUCCCUGAGGUUUACCAUUAUCUAAGUGACUUUAUAUUGGGGGAAAUUCAAUGAUCUGUUCGCGGUCAGCCAAGAAGAGAACGCAGCGUGAUGGAGAGAGUGCAGACAUGCAGCUGGAGGUACAUGGAGAAAGACGCUUGCCCUGUAAAAGUGCAAGACUGUUCCAAGUGCCUAGAGCAAGGUAACAUAUGCAAGAAACACAGAGCAAGUGAUUUUAGUUGACCAUUCAUAAAGCUGAAUUUCAAAUCACCUGUGAUUUUCUAAUAUAGUUAAUCAUUUUGGAGGACUUUUAUGAACUUCAGGAACCUCAAGCCGCGGAGGAAGUUGAACCUGUACGUGUAUUUGCUGACAGUGGAGAAGGGGCCCCAGGUCUGCUGUGCCCCCAACGGCUCUCUCAGAUCAUGGCUUAUCAGAAGCCCUGCACAGUGGAGGGACUGCUGCUGGGCUCAGAGAUUAGGGCUUAGGAGGUUCAAAUCCUGCCUCUGCUAUGUCCUAGAUGCCAUCUGGGGCAUGCUUCCAAGUACCUUCUGCCUUAGUCCCUCUAUUUGUGAAGCAGACAGACGUAAAGAGCAGUCUGAAAAACAGAGCAGUUUGGCUCCGGGAGACAGGCUCCUAAUGACAACACGUCACCUUUCAUUAGAGAAAACAUGUUUGAGGAACGAUAAUGAACAAAGAGUCUGAGAUAUAAUAAAGACUGGCAA
Molecule: messenger RNA, 2215 nt
Organism: Phyllostomus discolor (pale spear-nosed bat)
Lineage: Eukaryota; Metazoa; Chordata; Mammalia; Chiroptera; Phyllostomidae
Gene: ACOD1
Product: aconitate decarboxylase 1
Exons: 5
Coding region: 75-1508 (477 amino acids)
Molecular function (GO): lyase activity
Source: RefSeq, a predicted model, not a curated record